Molecule: messenger RNA, 1958 nt
Organism: Solanum lycopersicum (tomato)
Lineage: Eukaryota; Viridiplantae; Streptophyta; Magnoliopsida; Solanales; Solanaceae
Product: vacuolar protein sorting-associated protein 55 homolog
Biological process (GO): late endosome to vacuole transport via multivesicular body sorting pathway
Cellular component (GO): endosome
Source: RefSeq, a predicted model, not a curated record
CUUGUUUUUUUCUAGUUAUUGUAUCAUAUGUUUGAGGUUUAAGGUUUAAGGUAGUUGAUUUUUAGAUUAUGGUUGGUGGGGUUCUUUGUUGGAUGAAUAGAAAUGACCCAAUUUUACUAUAGCUGAAAUAAUUCUGAUUAAACAGUAAGCUCCUGUUUGGCCAUAGAUUUUGAAGUUGAAACUUGAAAUUUAUGCGUUUAAAGAUGUGAUUUUGGGAUUUGAAGUUGUAUUUGGACGUGCAUUUUACUUGGAAAAAGAUUGAAUUUUUGUUAGUAGAGGUACCAAAAAACGGGUUUGAGCUUGGUUUUGUAAACUUGAAAAUAUUUGAAGGUCAGAUUUUGAAAGUCUGGUCGAAUUUUAUGGUCAAAACGCUAGUUUAUGCUUAUGGUUCAAAAAAGUUUGUAUAUUUUGAUUUGGCUUUUUGCUGGCAAUAGAAUUCUUGAUUCAUCCAUUACCCAGUUUUAGUUUUUUGAGUUCUGUAAUAAUUUUACUACAGCAGAAAUACUUCUGAUUAACAUUUAGGCUUAUGGUUCAAACAAAUUUACAUUUUUCAUAUUUAAUCUUUGCUUUUUGCUGGCAAUAGAGUUCUUAACAAAUCUUUAAUUCUGGAUUAAAGUGGAGCUUAUAAUAGGUCUUAUCAUUUUCCUUUUCACCCAAGGUUGAUUCUUGCGUUAAAAAAUAAUAAUGAAAAUCAAAGCUUGAUUCUUGAGUUCAUAUAAAAAAUCAGUUUGCACUAGAAUUUGAGCAAGUCGCAUCGUAUCAUCAAGAAGAAUUGAACUGCAGAAAGUUUGCAUAGAUCCGAACACCAUUUAAGCGGAUGUAGACUGGACUGGCAUUUUCAAUUUGGCCAUCCGAUUGCGGAUGUGGCAGUGGAUUGUGGACCAUGACUACCUCUUACUCUGACUUCUAAUGAAACUGUGAUACUCAAUUUGUAAUUAAUCGCAAUCCAACUUGUUAAUCAAUAAAACUCCGAUAAAUUUUUGAACUGAUUAGUCUACUCAAUUUACUGUUCAUAAAGCUACUAAGUACUAGGUAAGACUGGAUCUAUCUGGCUAUACUGCGGUGAAUAGAGAGUGACAUUACUUCAUUUACUUGAUGUUUCUUUUUGAGUUUUCUUUUUACAAAUGAUAUUAUCGUGAAAACAGUUAAUUUGAUCAUAUUUCUAAUUCCGUAUAGCUCAUUAACUUUCACAUUGACGAAUCUCAUUAUGUUCAUACAAUUACUAACUUGAUAUUUUCCGGUUUCUGCAUCAUCUUUAUGGUUCAAUUGCUGGUUUUCACUUCUUGGAUAAAGUGCUUGCGGGGCUUGCCUUCAUGUUCUCGUCCAGCAUUUUGUUACAGAUCCUGGCUUGUGCUUUAUACAGCAAUUGGUGGCCAAUGUUAUCAGCUCUUAUGUACGUUGUGGUUCCCAUGCCAUGCUUAUUCUUUGGUGGUGGAUCCACACAGUUCCUAAUAAGUCGAGAUGGCGGGGGCUGGAUGGAUGCUGCUAAAUUCUUAACAGGGGCAUCAGCUGUGGGAAGCAUUGCCAUUCCCAUUAUUCUCAGACAUGCAGAUCUUAUCCAGACGGGAGCAAUGUUCAUCGAAUUCGUGUCAUUCUUCAUAUUUGUCUGCACAGUCAUGUGUUAUCAUCGCGCCAGUCUUGAUGACGAGUGGUGAUAUAAAAAUCGAGGUAUGGUUCCUCGACUGUAAUUACGUCGUGUGGUUCUAACAAACAAGAGAAAAUGCAAACAAAAGGGAGCUGAAAAGGAACCAAUGCUAGGAAAUGGAACUAGAAAUUUUAUUCACCAAUGUGUAUAAGUUUGUCAAAUGUCACAUUUAUAAUUUCUUGAUGUGAGAGUUAUUUUCUCUAAGUUUGAAACCUUUUGCUGAUGGAACAAAGAUCAUAUUUUUAGUUACUAUUUGCAUAGAUAGUUGCUAAUACAUCAUAAAUACUCAAUUCUGUGGAUGUUUCUUCUUGAA